UGUAUUGUUGACACUAUACUUCUCUAGUUGGAGGGAAAGACACAAACGGGAAAAGUCUGAAGAAAAAACUUGACUAUACUACUAAUAUCUUUCCAAGAUCGUGUUAGUGAGUCAGGUCAGUGUAGUGAAGUUUAAUCCUUAUCAACAUCAACAUGUCUCGUCCGAACGCCGUAUCAAUUGUGCUGAUAACCGCCAUCCUGCUGGUCGCUUUAAUUUCUUCCACGAUUGCAAAACAACACGCAAGCUACACUCGUGCAAGUCUUACUGGCUACAAGUACUGCGCUGCAAGGUCAACCAUCCUGAAACGGUCGCUGACUGGCGAACAGUUCACUUUUCAAGGCGCAAAACAGUUAUGCCAAACCAAGGGUGGUCAUCUUGUCAGUGUGCACGCAAUCUCAAUUGGCUGCGUAUCGGAUCUGAUCCCUUUGGGGCUGACAGUUUGGAUAGAUGAUCUUCUGCCGGGAUCAGGCGGUAAAAUUGCAUAUGUCACGGCCCCGAUUGGUAUUUUAAUCAGUUCCACAAGAAACCGUCAACACGUCGUGUGCGAAAUCCCUUGUCACCGCAGUGCUGGAGACCGGAUUGCUUCCAUAUCAAAAACAGGUUCCGUGACAUGUAUUCCUGGGGAUAAAUUUGAUAGUCUUCAGCCCGUGUGCAGCGAUGGAACGCAUGUUGGGAAAUGUGAUACAGUCAGCACCGCCUCCGUAGUCGCCAAAGGUAAAGAGGGUGGCUCAUUAUUAGGGUUGAACCGAUUAUACAAAUUACCCGAUACAGUCAGCACUGUGGAUCCCAGCACCAGGGGGACCACCGUCUUGGUAGUCACCAAAGAUACAGUCAGCACCGUGGAUCCAAGCACCAGGGGGACCACCGUCUCGGUAGUCACCAAAGCCCCUGCCCGGCCGCGCGCCCACCAGCCCAGGAGUAAAAAUCCGUUUUGUGAACAGGCUCUGAAUGCUGUAGAGCGCUUCUGUAGGGACAUAUACCUUAGAACUUGGAAAGCCGGUGAUAGAUGUCAUCGUGCACGCAAGGGCAGACGUCUCUAUUGCACAUACUGGUAAUAAUGAACACAGGGUUAACGUCGAACUGUGUUAGAUUCGGAGUCGAGCUGCAUUCGGCUGGUGUCGUUUCGUACUCUCCGACUAUGACAAUUUAGAUGGACAAAAAGCAGCAGUAACAAGCGGCAGUUUCACACGACGAUCGUUUCGCUGGUGGUGGUAGUACAUGUAGGCUAGUUGUGUUAUCAUUGCGUAAUUGUAGUUCCCAGGCGCGUGCCCC
Sycon ciliatum is the source of this 1272-nucleotide messenger RNA. RefSeq lists its product as uncharacterized. The transcript has 9 exons. Bases 153 to 1055 code for a protein of 300 amino acids. The record is from RefSeq and is a predicted model, not a curated record. Lineage: Eukaryota; Metazoa; Porifera; Calcarea; Leucosolenida; Sycettidae.